Molecule: messenger RNA, 3807 nt
Organism: Rattus norvegicus (Norway rat)
Lineage: Eukaryota; Metazoa; Chordata; Mammalia; Rodentia; Muridae
Source: RefSeq, a predicted model, not a curated record
GCGCUGCAAGCUCACCCGCGGGCGGGAGGGCGCCACGCACGUCGCCGCGGCCGUCCCCGCGGGCGGGGACCGAGCCCGUCGCCGAGCCUCCGAGCAGCCGCGCGCCGAGCCCCGACUCUAUGGCCCGCGGGGAGCGCGCCGCCGCUGCGCCGCCCACCCGCAGCCGGAACCCGAGCUCCAGCACCAGGCAGAGCGCAGCGGCGCGCGCCGCGGGCCGGGGCCCAGGGGCCCGGCCGCCCCGGGCGCGGGGCAUGGGAGCCCGGUAACCCGGCGGUGCGAGGACCCCCGCGGCGGGCAGGACCCGCCGAGCGAAGACCGCCAAGCCCAGGGAGAGCCAGAGACAGCGAACCGCCCGCCCCCAGCCGCAGCCCCGCCAGGGCCCUCCCCCGGCGGCGCGCACCCGCGCGCGCACACACUUGCACACCUUUCCUCCGCUUGUGCCCAGCCUCGCCUGGCCCCCGCCGGAGCACCCCAGGGGGGCCGAUGCCAUGGGUAACAACUUCUCCAGUGUCUCCUCUCUGCAGCGAGGAAACCCCAGCCGUGCGUCGCGGGGCCACCCCCAGAACCUCAAAGACUCCAUCGGGAGCUCCUUCCCGGUCCCCUCUCACCGAUGCCAUCACAAGCAGAAGCAUUGCCCGCCCGCGCUGUCAGGUGGGGGGCUCCCGGCCACACCGCUGCUCUUCCACCCCCACACUAAGGGCUCCCAGAUCCUCAUGGACCUCAGCCACAAGGCCGUCAAGAGGCAGGCCAGCUUCUGUAAUGCCAUCACCUUCAGCAACCGCCCCGUCCUCAUCUACGAGCAAGUCAGGCUGAAGAUCACCAAGAAGCAGUGCUGCUGGAGCGGGGCCCUGCGACUUGGCUUCACCAGCAAGGACCCUUCCCGCAUCCACCCCGACUCACUGCCCAAGUACGCCUGCCCUGACCUGGUGUCCCAGAGUGGCUUCUGGGCCAAAGCGUUGCCUGAGGAGUUUGCCAACGAGGGCAACAUCAUUGCCUUCUGGGUGGACAAGAAGGGCCGAGUCUUCUACCGGAUCAAUGAGUCGGCUGCCAUGCUGUUCUUCAGCGGGGUUCGAACGGCGGACCCGCUCUGGGCCCUGGUGGACGUCUACGGCCUCACACGGGGUGUCCAGCUGCUAGACAGCGAGCUGGUGCUGCCUGACUGCCUGAGGCCGCGCUCCUUCACCGCGCUGCGGCGGCCGUCGCUGCGGUGCGAGGCGGACGAGGCGCGCCUGUCUGUGAGCCUGUGCGACCUCAACGUGCCGGGAGCCGACGGCGAGGACGGCGCACCGCCCGCCGGCUGCCCGAUCCCGCAGAACUCGCUCAACUCUCAGCACAGCCGCGCGCUGCCGGCGCAGCUCGACGGCGACCUGCGCUUCCACGCUCUGCGCGCCGGCGCGCACGUCCGCAUCCUGGACGAGCAAACCGUGGCGCGCCUAGAGCACGGGCGCGACGAGCGCGCGCUCGUCUUCACCAGCCGGCCGGUGCGCGUGGCCGAGACCAUCUUCAUCAAGGUCACGCGCUCAGGCGGUGCGCGACCAGGAGCGCUGUCCUUCGGGGUCACCACGUGUGACCCUGGCACGCUGCGGCCCGCCGACCUGCCCUUCAGCCCCGAGGCCCUGGUGGACCGCAAGGAGUUCUGGGCGGUGUGUCGCGUGCCUGGGCCUCUGCACAGUGGUGACAUCCUGGGCCUGGUGGUCAAUGCGGACGGAGAGCUGCACCUAAGUCACAACGGCGCGCCGGCCGGCAUGCAGCUAUGCGUGGACGCCUCGCAGCCCCUCUGGAUGCUCUUCAGCCUGCACGGCGCCAUCACGCAGGUCCGCAUCCUUGGAACAGCCCCCAACUCACCUGUGAGCCUGCCCGAGUCACCAGUGACCCCGGGUCUGGGCCAGUGGAGCGAUGAAUGCACCAUUUGCUAUGAACACGCAGUGGAUACAGUCAUCUACACGUGUGGCCACAUGUGCCUGUGCUACUCCUGUGGCCUGCGCCUCAAGAAGGCCCUGCACGCCUGCUGCCCCAUCUGCCGUCGCCCCAUCAAGGACAUCAUCAAGACCUACCGCAGCUCCUAGCCCACUGCAGAGCCCCACCCGCACGCCCACUUCUGCAGACUGCAGCCCAGCACCAGCCGAGGGCAAAGCCAACAGGGUCCCUUCCUUCUACAGUUUGCAAACUCUCCCUCCUUUGUCCAUUAAACAUGGGAAACCAAGGUCCCUGAAGGUUUGGGCUGAGAGGGUCUCAGGCAGGGAGGUGGGGCACAAGUAGUGAACGGAGGGGGGGGAGAAGGGUACCCCACCAUCUCUCCUCUUUACACAGAUUUCUGCAUGCUGAGGGGCUGAAGUAGCGUUUCAGCUUGUUGCCAUCCCUCCCGAGCUAGGCAGAUUUCUAGGUUGUGCAGCCCGCGUGGCAUCUUGGAGAGAGUUAGCGAACAUGUAGCUUCUGGGCAGCUGCAAACUGCAUGCCGUGUCUCUUUCUCCUUACCCACAGCGGGUAGACAGACAGGCUGCAGAUCCCAAGUCCUACGUCCUUGACCUCACGUCGACCUGCCACGUCCAGGACGCCCCGUUUGCCCUGAUUUUCGCCAAUCAUCUCACUGGUGCCGUUUCCCAGGGUGCCCUGCGGUAAAGGCUGACUCGGGCCUUUCUGUUGUCGGGGUCUCAAAAGAACAGGUCCACAGUCACACUUAAGGCCUGCCCUCCCUCAUCUCGGCCUGGGCUGGUCUUGCCAUCGUUUGCCUGGGAGGGACAGGACCCUUCGGUGGGGUGGGGGUUUCCUGGCCCAUAGACAGCCCCUUUUCCUUAUUUUAAUUUAUUUAUUUAUUUGGUUGAUGGGUCUUGUUGAUGGGUUAUGUUCCAACCUGGGUUCUCCUAAAAUACUGCUGUUGUGCGGGGGGAGGGCUGCCAGGUGAAGGGAAGCAAGGAGUAGCCACCCAGAAUAAUCUGCCCCCAACACAAGGCUCAUGGGCAGUCCUGCUCACCCUGAGGUAGAAUUCCAGGCUGGAGGCCUCCCAAGAGGUGGAUGAGCCUCUCAUGGGUGGGAACCACCCACAUCCACCUGUGCCCUUCCUCUCUGGAUUGGAGCUCCAUUAGUGUGGCUGGUUCUGAUGUCUUUAAGGACAUCAGACGUUCUGGAAGGUUGUCAACAUGUGGGUCAGGGACCAGAAUAGAGACCCUAGUUAGAAGAGGGAGGACGGAUCCUGAAAGCCAGGCUCUGCUCCUAAGGGGGUGUCUGCUAUUUACGGCCCCCAGUCCUACCUGCCUGUUCUGGGUUACUGUGGAGUUGUAGCCUAGGCUUUCCCAGCCUUUCAGUCCUCGGCCCUCAUGGCUGGUUUUAUACCCACAGAGGUGACUUCUGCCUUAAGAGGCAAGGUCUGUGUCUCUGUCCCGGCCACUGGGCAGCCGUGUGGCUCUGACCACAGGUCACCCCCUCCCCCAAACUCCAGCUUCCCCUGGGUAAAAGUUUGGGGGUGGAACUUUUUCCGUGCAGCUCCUGGGAGUUCUUCUCAGGUCUCUUCGGAGGAAUGUACUGGGGAAGCCUUGAGAAUGGAUGCCAGGGUAAGCCUUUGCCCACACGGGGGAGUCUGGGCCACCCCUAGUCUCACCUCUCCAGUCACUGGCCCUGGUAGGUUCUUUCAGGCUGGAGCUGGCACGUCGAGCUGGGGCUCAUCCUAGCGGUGGGGGAAAGGCCCCAGUACAGAGCUGCGUGGCUGGAGAUGGGAAAAGAAGCCAUUGUCCAUCCUGCUAGUUCAGAGGUAGCAUUGCCUCCUUUGUGAACUGGGUCACUGUGUUUGUGAAUAAAGGUGAUUUCGUACCA